This is a messenger RNA of Oxyura jamaicensis (ruddy duck), 5128 nucleotides long. RefSeq names its product protein tyrosine phosphatase receptor type J (gene PTPRJ). Gene Ontology annotation, biological process: angiogenesis; protein dephosphorylation. The coding region runs from base 14 to 2053 and encodes 679 amino acids. The record is from RefSeq and is a predicted model, not a curated record. Gene Ontology annotation, molecular function: protein tyrosine phosphatase activity; cadherin binding. NCBI's taxonomy places the organism in Eukaryota, Metazoa, Chordata, Aves, Anseriformes, Anatidae. The transcript has 18 exons.
CAUCUUGACAUGGAUGGCAAACGACAAUGCUUCGGACUCCUACACGUACAGGAUAGAGGCUGUAAAUGGUACCUCUGUUAGGAGCAAGACGGUGAAUGUCAAGGAAGCUGAAAUUACUGAGUUAAUCCCUGGGACAAACUACAAUUUUACGGUAUUUGCAGUAGCGGCUGAUGGUCAGACGGAAGGAGAAAGAGUGACUGUAAACCAAUCCACAGUUCCUUCCUCAGUGAAUUCAUUUCAGUGUGAAUCGGUGGCUAAUAUGUCUUACCUAAUGCUGAAGUGGGAAUGUCCUUAUGGUCACUAUUCUGGCUUCACCAUUAAAAUAUCUAGAGGUUUAGAGGUUAUAAAAGAAGAAGAGAGUCAGUCCUGUUCAGGAGAAGGCUUCAAAACAUCACCUUUGGAUUAUUUCAAAACCUAUAAUGUUACUGUUACAACUGUUUCAAAUGGUAAUACAAGUUCUCCAGUGCAGGAAACAUGUAAAACCAGCAUUACAGAUCCACCUGCUCCAAAAAAACCUCCUACAGUCAAGGUGCUUAGUCACAACUCGUUGUCUGUUGAAUUUUUUGAUUUUGAGACACUCUAUGGACCAUUAAAAGCCUAUGCAGUAAUGAUCAUAACGGAAGAAGAAGGUUGUCCACCUUUGAAGUCUAAAUUGAAUUACACAUACGAAGAUUUCAAGAAAAAGAAGACAGGCACCUAUGUGACUUAUGUCACAGACACAGAGAAGGCAAAAACACCUUCUUUCCGUUCUCAGAAUGUCAUCAGUGUAGGCAAGGGAAACACCACGUAUGGCUAUAAAAAUGGACCAUUGACUCCACUUCAUUCAUACAGGGCAAGUGUUGCAGGCUUCACUAAUAUAAGCUUUACUGCGGAAAACAUCAUUAUGGAAGAACAUAGUUAUGUAUCAUUUUCACCCUGUUCUGAGAAGGUUUCGUUACCCCAGGAUCCAGGUGUUAUUGCUGGAGCUGUUAUUGGAUGCCUUUUAGCCAUAUUGGCUGUAGUCGCUAUAGGGGGUUACAUAUUCUGGACAAGAAGAAGGAAAGAUAAAAGGAAUACUGAAGUGUCUUUUUCUCCAAUUAAAGUAAAGAAAUCAAAAAUGAUUAAAGUGGAGAACUUUGAGUCCUACUUUAAGAAGCAGCAAGCAGACUCCAACUGUGGUUUUGCUGAAGAGUAUGAGGAACUCAAGUCUGCUGGUGUUCAUCAGCCCAAAUUUGCUGCUGAAAUCCCAGAGAACAGGGGGAAAAAUAGAUACAAUAAUGUCUUACCAUAUGAUAUUUCUCGUGUUAAACUUUCAGAUCUAAACUCUGCAACUGACGAUUAUAUUAAUGCAAACUAUAUGCCUGGCUAUAUCUCAAAGAAGGCAUUUAUUGCUGCACAAGGUCCUUUAUCCAAUACUAUAGAAGACUUCUGGCGCAUGAUUUGGGAAAAGAAUAUCUACUCUAUUGUUAUGUUGACGAAAUGUGUUGAACAAACCCGGACAAAAUGUGAGCAAUAUUGGCCAGACAAACAAAGUAAGAUCUAUGGUGACAUUGCUGUGACAGUAGUCUCGGAGACUGUUCUUCCAGAAUGGACAAUAAGGGACUUCAAUGUAGAAAAUGCCAACACACAGGAGAGCCGUAUAGUGCGUCAGUUCCAUUUCACCUCCUGGCCUGAUCACGGAGUGCCGGAGACAACAGACCUGCUCAUCAACUUCAGACACCAUGUUCACGAAUACAGCAGUCAAAAUCCUAUUGACUCUCCUGUUCUAGUGCACUGCAGUGCUGGUGUCGGGAGGACAGGGACAUUCAUUGCCAUUGACCGCCUGAUUCAGCAGAUUGAAAUGGAGAAUACUGUGGAUGUGUAUGGAGUGGUGUAUGAUCUUCGAAUGCAUCGACCUUUAAUGGUGCAAACUGAGGACCAGUACGUCUUCCUAAACCAGUGUGUCAUGGAUAUUAUUAGAUCCCAGAAAGACAAGAAAACAGAUCUUAUUUACCAAAACACAACAGCAAUGGCAAUCUAUGAAAAUUUCACACCUGAGCCAGGCUUUGGGAAGGCUAACGGCUACCAUGCAUAGCCUGGAAGGAAAGCAGUGUCUCCAAGAGGUGUUGUCUGCACAUAAAAAAGGGAGACGUUCUACGUGUGUUUUCCGGGAUUGUGUGCAGUGUCUUACGUUUGGUUUCUCCAAUUUUGUCCUUACAUGAAGAUGUGAUCUACAGGAGGACAAAAACAGUGCUGGCAGGAUCCAAGGAUUGUUAUAAAAAGAAAAUACUUAAAGUUAACAGAGGAAUUUUUGCCUUUUCUUGGGAAUUUAACAGUACUGAUAGGUGAAAUAGCAUUUACAGUACGAACAAUGAACUAGAAUUUCAAUAUUAAAAUAAUAACACAAGCUUUUUAUUACAAUUUUAUAUGAUUUCAUUUACAGACACCAGGCUUGUGGGCUGUUUUAAUAUAUUUAAUUAUAAGUUUCAGGAACAUAUUUUAUCUACUGUAUCUGGUUACUUAGCUAAUAGAUAUGUGCCUCUGUGAUCUUUUUUUUCUGAGUGUUCCUUUUUAUUUAAAAAAGGAGUACAAACACCUCCUCCAAAUGGACAUUUGUACUUGGAAAUUGUGCCUUUUCUAGUUGCUACUCUAGAAAAAAAAAAAACAGCAGAGAUUCUAUUUUUGUACUGAAACUCUUAAUGAGAACACAGAUUUUUAAAUAAGGCUUAUGUCAAACCUAACUGUAGUUGCACUGUUGGCAGGACUCUCCAGAAGUUUGGAGGUGAGCUUUGUUUUUGCAUUUCACCAUGAAUAUCCCCUGCCUUAAUGUUUCGGUGCCUCUGCUAGAGGAAAAGGAGUGUGGUGUGUCACUCCGAGCUUUAACUAUAGUGAAAAACUGAGCAAGUGAGUAUGUGAAUGUGUGCGCGGGGGUGUGUGUGGGGUGCGUAUGAAGGACAGAAUAGCCCCUCCCUGUUCCUGGCUGAUAUUCCUGUUUUUAUACAAUUUAUAAUGAUUUAUUUAAAGGUGCAAUAUAUGAUUUACUGAAUAAUGAUCACUCUAUUCUAAUAGAGUUUUACUCAGGUUGGUGUCUUUUUAUCGUUGUUGUUUUUUCCUCAAAUGUAUAAAUCUGUGAAAAUGUUGAGCUAAGGUUCCAAGUGUCCAAGCACUCCCAAACAGAUUGACUGGCUUUACUGUUUCUACCAAAACAAAUUGCACAAAGUUCUGCUGUAAAGACCAACUUCUCGGUUGCCGUUCAAAACUGAGACAUAUCUUACCUGCCUGCAUCUCAUUGAUCUAAUGUAAUUGUUUUGUAAUUGUUUGCAAUGUACUGCUGCUGUUAUUUUAACUGGUCCUUUUAAAAACAGAACAAACAAGCAGAAAACCCCUAGUUUGCUGAUGUUUGCAAGCCAAGGAUUUGAUUGGAUUUUGCUGGUACAUAACUGCUAGACUUAUGAAGGCACUACCAAUGAAGGACUUCUUAAGUAGUUUGCAGGUGUAUUGUUUUUUUGUCUUUGGAUCAUUGCACUGGUUGCAUUGCAAAGGAAUAUGAAGUUUAUGAAUAAUGCUAUAGAAUAGCUCUAAAGUGGUGAAAAUCUUGUGAAGGUUUAAUAACCAGAGUCCCUGAAGUUCUGCUGCUUUUUGUUUGUUUUUUUUUUAGCAGAGUUGUCAAAAAUAGCUACAUAUAUUAGGAGUAUAUGUGGUAUUACAGUGGAACCUGGUGACCUCGCAGAAUCCACUGUUAGCAGAAGAAAAUGUAGGAAUUCCUGGUGUACAACUGUAAAUUUACAGAUAACCAGAGGAAUUUUUAACACCCGGUGUGAAAAUGUGGUGUGCUAGGUGAGCAAAACUGGAGGACAAACUACAGAGUGUUUUUUUUUGUUUGUUUGUUUGUUUGUUUGUUUGUUUUUGUAGCAGCCACUUGUAGGUUCUUGAAUAUUUCUUCUUACUCUGUUUUUUUUUUUUUUUAAAAUCAGUACACAUACAUACAAAAACAAAACAAAAAACUCCAAACCUAACCAUGAGGUUAGCAAUCCUGCCCAACUCCAUCCAAAAUGGCAGUCCACAUAGUUGAUCUCACCCAGCAUUCUUUCUACGCUGCUGUCAGAUGACAAACAGAAGUAAACCACUGGGACCAAACAGAACCAUUCCAAAGGAACUGGGAGGAAGAAAAGGCCUGCCCCUUACAGUCAUGUUAUUUUUUCUUCCUUUCAGUCUUCUAAUUGCAGAGCACAGAACUGGUAUUCCUUAUUCCAGGUCCUGCAGGAACUUGCCGCCUUAGGGUGGUGAACGAAUGCUCUGUUGCUUCAGAGGUCCUUGUUUUAUACAACACAGAGGAGAGGGAGAUUAAUCUUCUACUUUAGAUUGUGUGUUUGCAUUAUAUUGCAGUGGAACAUCAGAACCAGCUGGUGUAGUGUUUCUGCCCAACCACCUUUUCUUGCAGAAAACAAAAGUAUCGGUCUCAUUCCUUUGAUGUUGGAAGCAGGUGCCAAAGUCUCUCGUGUCAGCAUCUAAUAAAUAUCCAUUUUUAAUACCAUUGUAUCCACUUCAACACUUCUGUGAUUUCCCAACACUGAAUCAUUGUGAGAAGAGACAGAAGCUUGAACUAAAUGAGCUGUUGAUCCCAGGGAUAGGUGAGAAAGGUUGGUAAGGGUUAACAUGUUUUUCAAUGAAGUUGGCUCUAUUGUCCCUGUGAGUAAGUAGGCCAUGCUUCAUAGGAUACCUAUGCAGGAAGAACAGGAUUACACGUAACCCUCUACUAGGGGUCUCUUGUAGAUCCUUUUUGGCCAAUAUGACUUGAAUCCUGGCAAAUAUUUUUUCCCUGCAUUCUGAUGUUCGCUGUGUUAUAAUUGCUGAGAUCUCUCUCUCCAUUCAGUGUUUUCUCCUGCUGUUGCUCAUCUAAACCGAUUUACUGUCCAGGCUCAAAGCCCUCCUGUGUGGCAAUGACAUCUCCUGCAUUUCUGUUUUACACUUCUUCCCAUUUGGGGCCUGCUUAAGAAGGGAAAAGUUGAUGCGUUUCAAAUAAGUGACUGUUAGUUAAAUAUCUUGAUAUUAUGUACAAAUUUUAUUGUUUUCUUAUUUGUUGUACAGGAAAUUUCAGCACGUCUAUAAUGUUUUUAAUUGAUUUGUUUUUAAAAAUAUAAAAGUAACAAUUAAAAAUUAUCAUCCUAGA